Messenger RNA from Corvus hawaiiensis (hawaiian crow), 9214 nucleotides. RefSeq names its product ALMS1 centrosome and basal body associated protein (gene ALMS1). The coding region runs from base 64 to 8808 and encodes 2914 amino acids. Lineage: Eukaryota; Metazoa; Chordata; Aves; Passeriformes; Corvidae. The record is from RefSeq and is a predicted model, not a curated record. Gene Ontology annotation, biological process: regulation of centriole replication. The transcript has 20 exons. Gene Ontology annotation, cellular component: centriole; cytosol; centrosome.
GUCCCUGGCGACGGGGCGGCCCCGGGAGGAGAGCGGGACAGGGACGGCGGCACGGGCACCGGCAUGGACACGGGCUCGGACACGGGCUCCCCGCCCCGCUCUGCCGCCGUGGAGCCCGGCGAGGAGGAGGAGGCAGAGGAGCGGGUUCGGCCCAUUGCCACCACUCCCCCGUGCCGUGCCUGGAGGGAGGAGUCCCUGAGCCGAAGCAGUAGCAGCAGUGGAACCCAGGAGUGCGGGAGCAGCGGGGCGUCCCUGGGAGCAGCCAUCAGUGAGGUGUCCCUGGGAGCAGCCAUCCCUCAGGAAACCACUGCUGCUGCCAGGGGGAUGGAGCCGUGGUUCCGGCUCCCAGCAGAAGCAGAGAGCAGCUGUUCCAGCGCUGCCUUGGACACCAGGCUGGGCCUGAGCUGCGGCAGGCAGGACCUGUCGGAAUUCCCCACGCUGGAGGAAGGGCUGCUGCCCUCAGCAGAAGCUUCUCCUGGAGCUCCAGCCCCUGCCUCACUGCUGGAUGUCCAGGAGAGCAGAUUCUCCCCCUGCCUGCCCCUGCUGCUGAGCCCAGCCCGGGACGAGACGUUCCUGCAGGGAUCCCAGAUGGAUUUCAUUGCCCUGAGAGGAAUCCCGGAUGUUUCUGGAGCAUCCCUGGAGCGUUCGGAGCCUUCCCACGUCCAUGGAAGCGCAUCCCUGAGGGACGCAGCCCCUCCCAGAGAGCUCUGCGCUUCAUCCCAGCACUGCCAUCCUGUCGGACCCGCGGAUCCCGGAGCUGCUUCCCAGAGCUCCCUGUCUGGGGAGCGCCUGGGCAGCGAGGAGGGGGCCGGGGACAGGGGCACCGAGCAGGAGGCAGCGGUGCCCCGGAGCAGGGGGCAUCCAGCACACCCCGCUCCAGAGGAGGUGCUGGGAAAGGGGCUGGAGCGGCCCUGGAGCACAGCUGGGAAGGAUGGACUCUCCCCCCCUGGCAGUGACGGCCCAGCAGCUGGGUCUGAGCUUUCGGAGAAGGACAAGGAGUCCCCAGGGCAGGAGGAAUCCUCGUCCUCGGGAAACUCCUCCUACACAACAGCACUGACCAAAUUCUCAGAGAGGAGUGAAGGGGGGAUGCGGAAGGAAAAGGUAAAAGUGCUUGGGAGUGAGGCAGGAGUCCUGGAGAAGCAGGAAAAAGGAAAGAAGGUGCCUGAGCUCGAUUUGCCAAACAAUUUCUCCGAUGGCUUGAGGAGAGGCCAUUCUAAAAACUCAGGUGCUCAAGACGUUCUUUGUGCAGUGACUCCCGAGCCGGGCAGAGGAGUGCUGGAGGAGCACGGAGUGGAGCUGGAGGGCUCUGAGGGCUUGAGGCUCAGGGCUGCUCCUGGGGAACUGCAGGGAGCUCUCCUGGAUCAUCAGCAGGAGCAGCCGUCAGGGAGACUGGGGCGAGAGGAGCUUGUCCCUGCUGUGGCAGGCACCGGGGCCUGGGCACCCAGGCAGCCACAGGGGCCGGCCACGGACACAGCUCCGGGCACCGAGGGGUCCCCGGGGGGAGCAGGGCCUGCGGGAGGCAGGGAUGAGCUGACUGGCUCAGACUUCUCCAUCGAGAGCGGCCACAAAGGCACGGAGAUUUCCCCCUCCUUCAGUCUGGGGGCUGAGGGCUCGUUCUCCGUACACCUGCCUCAUCCCAACUUCCAGUCCACUCCGGGGAUAUUCCUCAAGAAAGCUGGGAAGGCAGAAGGACGUGGAGUCCUGGUGAUCCCUUCGGACCUUCAGGCCUCUUCUUUGUGUUCAAAUGAAGAAACCUCCGGGAAGCCCCCUGCCCAUACCCCUGGAUCCCUUGGGAAGCAACAUCGUCCCCAGAGUGCUCCGAAAGAAACGUGUGAACAUUUCGAGUCCUUGAAGCCGGAAUCCCCCCACCCUGGCAGGAUCCAGUCCUUCCCAUCGCUGAGUUUCAUGGAGAAGGUGGGAGCUUGGAACAUGAGCCAGCCAGAGGAGGUUCCUGACGCCGUGAGCUCCGGUGUCCCAGCUGGGUUUCCUCCUGGAAGGAAAGCCUCCAAUGCACUUGCCAUGGCUCCAAGCAGUAUUUUAUCGGUACAGAAAAGUCUUAGAGAUCCCCAGGACUGUGCUGCUCCUUCCUGCAGGGAGGCAGGUUCUCUGGGAAGUUUGCACUUCCCUCACACAGAGCCGCUGCCUGCCCCCCGUCUGAGCAGAUCCCGGUCUGACAAUGCCGUGAAUGUUCGCAGCAGGAGCAGAGCCUGGGCUGGAGUUACCCCAGCAGCAAACUCUGCAGAGGCCCUGCAGCCUCCAGGAGAGAAGAGUCCUGCCUUGGGAGGGUUGGACAGCACCUCAGGAGGCUGCACGACACCAGAGGUUGUUCCUGGAUCUCGUGGUGAGGAUGUGGAAAGCACCGCAAGGCGAAGCUCAGCCCCAGCUGUGUUUGUGUCCAGUGUUGCUCAGUUCCCUAAAAAGGAUGGAAGCUCCCCAGCUGAUGAGCACAAGGAUUGUGAUGCUCAGGAAAAUCAACCCCUCAGCCUAAAUAUUCCCACUGGACACAACAUCAUGGACAGCUUUGGAGCCAUUUCCCUGGAGAGUCUGGAUGUUCCUGUCAGUUCUGGGGAGCCUCAGGGGGCCCUGGGCUCUGCUCGGGGCUCUGCUCGGGGCUCCCUGGUGGUGCCCAGGCCCUGCCCCAGUGCAGGAGGGGACACUUCCAUCCCUGCUGGAGCAGUGCUGGAGACUCCAAAGAAAGAAGAGUUUAAUAUUGAAGAAAGGAUCCCAGUCUACCUGCGGAACCUGGGCAUCGAGCAGUCCCCUGGCACCAUCCUGGCGCCCUUCGUGCCCCGGCGGCCCCUCCGGGAGCUGGAGUUCUCCCCCGUGGAGCUCAGGACCCUGAAGGAUCCCCUGGACAGGCUGGCCCGGGCCCCUCCACAGGCACAGGGUGAAUUGCUGCCAGCCUUUGAGAUGUCACACGUGAGCUUUGACUCCGACAUCUCCACUCCGAGCGUGUCCAUCCCCGUGGAGUCUGAGGCUGGCUCGGGUGCGCUGUCACCCCGGGAGCUCUGUCCCAGCUUCCCAGGGCUCUUUGGAGAGGCCCCAGUGAGCCAGGGCAGCGUGUCAGGGCCCCAGCUGGAGGUGGCUGCCCCAGGUCCCACAGCCCAGGGUGCAGAGCGUUCCACGGGAUCUGCUGGAGCAGAGCCGGGCCUGCCCCGCUGCUCCUCGGGCAGGGAGAGUCCCCGGCUGGGUGGGACAAGUGCUCGGGAUCCGCCUGCUGACCGUGGGCCCAGGAGCUCGGACAGCAGCCUGCAGGAGUGGGCUGCUGGAAUUUUGUCUGGAGUCAAGAAUAAAAUGGAAUCAGACAGAGGGUCGCAGACCCCCAGCAUGGGAAGUGAGAGCAGCAAGGGGCAGGAAGGGGAUUCCCUGAUGGGCUCUGGGGCCCUGCGGGAGCUCCGUGAGCUGCUGGCGCAGGCAGAGGAGCUCGCUGCCAGCUGUGCUCAUCCUGCUUCCCCCACAGCCUCCUGCAGAGAAACUGGGGAGUCUUCCCCAGUGCUGCUUAGGAAGGAGGAUGAUCCCAAAGAUUCCAGGUUAGGGAAGGACUGGAUCCCUCAGCUGCAGAAAAGACUGCCGUGGGAUGAGGCCGCGACUCUGAAGGGUGUGCGGGGAGAGGGGCUGGGGAUAAAUGCUCUGGGUUCUGACCCCUGUCGUUUGGGAUGGGGAAAUCCUUUGGGUGUCGGUUUGCAGCGCAGUGAAGGGCUGAAGGGAAUGGCCCAGGAGCCGAGGACAGGAAAAUCCGCGGGGAGGUCGGAGCCCGAAGGGUGCAGCAGCGUGACCACAGACAGGAACCAGCCUGCCCGUGUGGGGCUGGCACAGAGCAGUGCCAGCAGCGACCUCAGCACCGGGACAGCUCCGGAGCUGGGCAGUCCCCCUCCCCUGGAGCCCCUGGGCAGCAUCCCCGCUGUCCUGGGCGGCUCCCGGAGCUCCUCGUCCCUGGCUGGGGUGGCUGGAAGGGCAGGAGGGACGCGAGGGAGCGACGACAGCAGCAGUGGGGAUUCCCUCAGUGCCCGUGUCAGGAGCCUCCUGGGGAACCCUCCGUGCUCCCAGCAGCCGGGCAGUGCCAUGGGGGCAUUCCAGAGCAUCCUGCCUGCAGCUGGGGCUGCCAGGAUCCAGGCAGGGAGCGGCAGCAGCAGCGGGGAUUCCCUGGCUGCCCGAGUCCGGAGCCUCCUGAGGGCUGGGUCUCCUGGGAUUGAUGCCAGCCGGAUCCUGAGGAGUGCAGAGGAGCAGGAGAGGAAGAUCCGAGCCUGGGUGAAGCUGAAACUGGCCAGCCAGUCCCAGGAGUCUGGGCCAGACUGGGAUGAGGAGACCCAGCAGAAGAUUGAGAGAAUAAAGGCAGAGCUGCUUCCAAAGACCAGGAACGCUGCACAAGCCAAGGAUCCGUGGCUCCGUGGUUUGGAAGCAGCUUCUGAGUAUCUGAGGAAGCAGGAACAGGACCCGGAGCAUUUCCAGGCUCCCACAUUUCCCAGGGACAGGCACAGGCAGCUCUCCAGGGCUCAGGAGCUCUUCCAGUCCAGCUCCCGACCAGCAGUGCCAUUCCCUAGGGCUGAUCCCUUGGAUUGCUCCCUGCUGCAGGACAUGGAGCUGAAGCCCUGGCGUGGUGCUGAGCUGCAGGACAUGGAGCUGAAGCCCUGGCGUGGUGCUGAGGUGCAGGACAAGCAGCUGAAGGCCUGGAAUGGUGCUGAGCUGCAGGACAUGGAGCUGAAGCCCUGGAGUGGUGCUGAGCUGCAGGACAAGCAGCUGAAGGCCUGGAAUGGUGCUGAGCUGCAGGACAUGGAGCUGAAGCCCUGGCGUGGUGCUGAGGGGCAGGACAUGGAGCUGCAGCCCUGGCGUGGUGCUGAGGGGCAGGACAAGCAGCUGCAGCCCUGGAAUGGUGCUGAGCUGCAGGACAUGGAGCUGAAGGCCUGGCGUGGUGCUGAGGGGCAGGACAUGGAGCUGCAGCCCUGGCGUGGUGCUGAGCUGCGUGUGUGCAGCCGGCGCCUGGCCGUGGGGCGUCCCGGUGCCGUGGCAGAGCUCCGUGCCGCUCUGGAGUGGGGUCCCGGUGCAGGGAGCUCCGCAGCUGCCCCCGCUGCCCACCAGGAGCUGCCCCUGCCGGCUGCGGGGCUGGGGCAGGGCUGGGAGGAGCCGAGCGCUUCCCUCACCCUCUGCCCUCCGAGGCGGCCGCCAGCCCUGCUGGGAGCCCUGGCACGCAGCCCCAGCCUGCCCAGGGAUGGGCUGGAGGGGAUCCUGCCUAUGGGGCCUCUCUCUGCCGGCGCUGGGGAGGAGAGGCGCGGCUCAGAGCCCUGGGAGAGGUCCCAGAGCUGUCCCCCCAGCCCCACGCUGGCCAGCACGGGGGGUGACGGGGCUGGUGGUGCUGAGCUUCCUCCUGUCUCUGCUGACAGUGCCAGAGCUAGAGCUCGCCAGGCAACGGCCUGUGCAGCCCAGGAUCCUGGGAAAAGACAGACCCUGAGUGCAAAACACCUCUAUUUUGUGACUGCAGAGGUGACUGAGGGGGACAGGCAGAGUGCCAGACCUGGGGGGCUCAAUAGCAGCACAGGAGCCGGUCAGGAAAUAAAUCCAUUGAUUGAACCCCACUCUCCAAGCUCUUCCCAGCAGGAGAAGAUCCCACCUGGCCACACCCAGCUCUGUGAGAGCUCAGAAGGCUCAGAUGCAGCUGCACAAAUGGGUUUGCUGAAGGGCCACGGUGAGGUGUUGGCAGAGGAGAGGAAAAGCCCUGGUGAGCUCCGUCCCGUUCCAAAGGAGGCUGCGAGGGAGCAGAUGGGUCCUUCUCAGCCUUUACCUGCAGAUGAGGCUUUAUCCACCACGUCUGAGACUCCCCCAUCCCCGGUGAGGAAAUUCCUGUCUUGUGUCCACAUCACCCUUUCCUCCAGGGUCAGGAACUCAGAGCUGCACAGCGCCGGGAAUGCUGGAAAUGGGAUGACAGUGUGGGACAAACCUCAAGGGAGGGCUCAGGCAGUAACUUUAAAAGCAGCUCCAGAAGCUUCAGUGGAAAGUGUUCCUGAAUUCCCACCUGCUGAGGGUGUUCCAGAGGAUUGCAGCUCAGCUGUGCCAGUGGCCUCAGCAUAUCCCAGCCGGGUGUUUUCCUCCAGGCAGGAGCUGCUGCUGCAGGGCAGGGCCAGAGCCUGGCUCCGGGGAGACUCGGGGGCACCUGGGGCCACAGGGAUCCCCAGCUCGACCCUUCCUGCAAAGCCUGGGAGGAGGACUUCUGAUGCUGCCACUCAGAUCACCACAGAAAGCCCUACAAAAACCACCUUCUCAGCAGAAGUCUGCGUUGAUCCCCAGGAGGGUGGAAAUGCUGCCCAGCAGCCGUCGCUGCCCAAAGCCCCUGAACCUCCCAGCGUCACAACUUCAUCCCACAAGGAGAUUCCCCCAUUCCCAAGGCAGCCUGCCCAGCCCUUGCUGCUGCCAUACAAGCCCUCGGGCAGCUCUGGCAUGUACUACGUGCCUUAUCAGAAGCCAGGAGCCAACGUGUCCCCAGGGGAGUCAGAGGCCAGCGGAGACAGCUCUCGCUCAGGGUCAGAGGAUGCUCCUCCCCCAGGGCUCCUGGCCCGAGUGCUGGCUUUGAGGGAUGGUCCUCCUCCAGGCAGAGCAGCUGCCCAGCAGAGAGGGGCGAGCCACAGUCACAGGGCCAGGCCUAAGCUGGCCUGGGCUGAGGAGCAGAGGAUGCCACUGGAAUGCUCGUCAGAACUCACGGAUCGUUCCAAGGCUGUCAAACCCUCCCAGUCCGUGCCCAGAUCCAGCCGGCUCUCCCUGCCCCGCCCGAUGCCCACGAGCAGCAGCUGCUGCCUGGAUUCCAGGGACUUCUGCAGGGAUGCUCCUGGAGCUGGACACGCUCCCCCCUCCUCGGGGACUGCCCUGGCCAGAGCACAGCAGCACCAGUGGGGUUCCUGUGUCCCCCUCAGGAGAGGAGGGGAGCGGGAAUUCUUUGCUCUCACUGCAGAGGCCGAUGAGAGUAGGAACGAGGAUCUGGGUGCCAGUGCAUCAUCCCUUGGGAAGGAGGCAGCUGGGAUGGAGCUGCACCAGGAAGCAGCUGGAAGUGAUCCUUUGCCACGUGCCCAAACAACUGUCCUCGAGGAGAACGUGGGGAAAGCACCACGGCAGAGAAGCCACUCCAGGGGCAGCUUGGAUGAGCUCUGGGUGAAGUUCUUGGAGCGCCGGAGCAGACACCAGCAGCAGGAUUUCGGGAAUAACGGGGAGCUGUCCCUUGUGGAGCGCCUGGAUCGGCUGGCCAGGGUCCUGCAGAAUCCCAUCAGGCACACCCUGGCACUGGCACCAGCUGGGGAGAAGGUUCCUGAGGAGAAAGUGCAGGGAAGGGAACAGACAGAAACUCGGCUGGCAGGAAAAGCCAGGUCUGGGAGCAGCGUGGAGCCGAAGGGAGCACGAGCGGGAGAGCGGCCGUGUGAGAUCCACGGCAGAAACAGCCUGGAGGGGCCAGGGGAGAGGAGGAUCCACCACCUGAACAGGAUUCUGGAAGAGCAUCAGUACCUGGAAGCUCCCAGUGACACCUCCUCAGAGACGAGGCGGAGCGGAGACCCCAGCAGCUGCAGCACCUCGGGCUGGGACACGGGGACCCAGGCGGGGCUGGACAGCCCCGAGGGCAGCAGCUCCGUGUCCACGUCCACCAUCGACACGGCCAGGCUGCUCCGGGCCUUCGGGCAGCACAGGCUCAGGCUGGCCCCGAGGCUGGCCCCAAAGCUGGCCCCGAGGCUGUCCCCGAGGCUGGCCCAGCUCUACUGUGCCAUCAGCCACCAGAAGAGCCGCUCCGAGGAUGAGAGCAGCGGAGCAGGGGCUGCGGGAUGUCCCCAGGACGCUGCCGAGGGGCUCGGGAAGAGGCAGCAGACCCAGAGCACCAUCCCCUUUUCCUCGGAUUCCACCUGUGCCAGCAGCAAUUCCUGGGGGCCGAGCUCUGCUCUCAGCAACAAGCGACGGACACGGAUGCUGAACAAAGAGAUCCAGGCAGGAGACCUGGAGAUCGUGAGCAGUGCCACCAGGAAGAACACCCGGGACGUUGGGGUGACCUUCCCCACUCCCAGGUCCAGCCAGCAGCUGCAGGAGCCCCCGGGGCCGUGGCAGGGUGGCCGUGGAGGGGCAGCAGGAGCCUGGCACCAGCUCCGGGUGGUGCUCCCCGUGGACAGAAGGAUAAAGAGGAACAGGCUGCACUUCCAGCAAGGGACUCCAUGGCUUGUCCCAGCAGAGGACUUGAAAUGUGAAUCAAGGAAAGAAAACCAGUGCAGUGCCAUUCCUGGCCCUGGGCCAGCCUGGUUUGAGCCCUGGAGCAGCAGCAGCAAGCCUUGGAGGGAGCCUCUGCGGGAGAAGAACUGGGAGGAGCAGCAGCAGCAGAGCGCGGGGCAGGCAGCAGCUGCACACCCAGGGGCUGCCAAGGGGCUGGGGCAGCCCCUGGGGAAGCUGACACUGCAGGAGGCCCUGGCCCUGCACCGCCCCGAUUUCAUCUCGCGCUCGGGGCAGCGCCUGCGGCACCUGCGGCUGCUCCAGGAGGAGAGGAGGCUCCAGGGGCUGCUGCAAUCCCAGCAGGAGCAGCUGCUGCAGCCCCCAGGGAAGAGGAAGGACUGCAGGAGUGGAAAUCACCUGGUGUCCCACCGAGGUUUCCUGAGGAAAGAAAAAAGAAGAGCAAUUCCCAAGAGUGAAAUGGUUCAAAGAUCUAAAAGGAUCUACGAGCAGCUCCCCGAGGUGAGGAAGAAGCGGGAGGAGGAGCAGAGGAGGCUGGAGUACGGCUCCUACCGCCUGAGGGCUCAGCUCUACAAAACAAAAAUCACCAACCGUGUCCUGGGGAAGAAGGUGUCCUGGAGCUGAAGGGAUGGUCUCCAGCCAGGCUGGGGUGCUGCAGCCCAGAGCAGGACCUGGUGGGAGGAUGCAGUAAAUGCUUCUGCAGCUUGAGUUUGUGCUACUGGGUCACUUUUGUACUAAUUAAUCCUGCCCUGUGUAAGAAUCAAUGAUCAGGGGGGAAUGUCGGGGUUUUAAAUAAAUAACUGGGUUUUUAUAGUGGUGAUGUGCACUUCCAGAGGAAACAGAGUCUGGAAAAACUUGCUUCUUAAUGUAUUUAUAACUCCCUGGCUGGAAUAGCAGUUUUAUAUAUUUAUUUUCAAUGGGUUUUAACGAGGAUUUAAAUUUUUUUUAAAAUUCCUGUCUCGAUGUAGAAAAUGGACUUGUUACGGUUUGUACUGAGAAACCCUCCAAUAAAACACCUGUGUUGCAGUAA